Kazachstania africana CBS 2517 is the source of this 3177-nucleotide messenger RNA. RefSeq names its product DNA-dependent ATPase RAD26 (gene RAD26). The transcript has a single exon. Gene Ontology annotation, molecular function: ATP binding; ATP-dependent chromatin remodeler activity. The record is from RefSeq and is a predicted model, not a curated record. Bases 1 to 3177 code for a protein of 1058 amino acids. Gene Ontology annotation, biological process: transcription-coupled nucleotide-excision repair. Gene Ontology annotation, cellular component: nucleus. NCBI's taxonomy places the organism in Eukaryota, Fungi, Ascomycota, Saccharomycetes, Saccharomycetales, Saccharomycetaceae.
AUGAGUAAUGGUGAUUUAAAGGAACUUGGGCUGGUAAAUGUCCUUUCACAACAUUCGAUAGAGCAGAAAAUCGAAAAUGAUUUAGAAUCUAUUAGUAACCGAAAACUUAUAGAACAAGAGGAGCAAAGGUUAGAAAGAUCACAGAAUCUGCUAGAUAAGCAUCUUUCUAAGAAAAGGUAUCUAGAAAGAAAAUUAAACAAUGCAACUAGGAUAUCUGUUAAAGAGAAACUGAGAGGUCAAAUCCAUACUUUGCAAAAUGAUGAAAUCCAGUCUGUUAAGGACGAUAUAAAUGAUAUCGAGGACAGGCUACGUUUAUUGAAAGAUAAUGUCAGUAAAAAGAACGUAACCCACGAAGGAAGGAAACAGGAUGAGUCAGAAAAGGACUAUCUCAUCAGAACGGGUCAGAUAACUGCAUUUGGUUCUUCUAAAGGGUUUACCUUAGAUUUAGAAGCUAGUGAAUCAGCAGAAGAAGAAACUAAGGAACAAGAGAAAAACUUUGUAAAAGCAAACGAACAAAUGUUUGAAAAUAUUACUGAUGAGGAGAAAGAGGAUACAAAUGACAGUGACUACAUCGAAAACGAAGUUAAUGAAGACAUAAAAGAGGAAUUUGAGGAAUCGAGCGAUGUAGAAGAAUAUGAAGACGAGGAGACACUAAUCUCAAGACCAAGUGAAGCCAAAGAUGAUGGGGACGAAUAUUUUUACCAGAAGAGGCUCAAAAAGUGGAUAACUCAACGUUCGGACAAUCGAAAAGUAGAUAAAUUCCCUGACCUUCCUGAGUGGAGAAAACCACAUCCCAAUAUUCCCGAUGCUAGGUUGAAUGAACUGUUUAAAAUACCUGGGGAGAUUUACUCGCUGCUAUUUGGAUACCAAAAAACAUGCGUUCAAUGGCUUUACGAGCUAUUUCAACAGCAAUCUGGCGGAAUUAUUGGUGAUGAAAUGGGUUUAGGAAAAACUAUUCAGGUUAUUGCAUUUGUUGCCUCUUUACAUCACUCGGGAUUACUCAAUGGGCCUGUUCUUAUUGUAUGCCCCGCAACAGUCAUGAAGCAAUGGGUCAAUGAACUUCAUCAUUGGUGGCCGCCACUGAGAGCUAUAAUAUUGCAUGCUAUUGGGUCUGGAAUGUCAAUGAAGAAAAAAUUGACUGAAGAUGAACUGGAGCAAAUAUUAUUACGUUCUACUCCCGAUGAGUUUUCCUAUAAUGACUUCCAGAAAAGCUCGAAGGCAAAAUAUGCGUUAGAAUCAGAUAUGAAUCUAGUAUCAUUGAUAGAUAAGGUUGUCAACAACGGUCACAUCUUGAUUACUACUUACGUUGGUCUGAGAAUACACUCUGACAAAUUACUGAAGAUAAACUGGGCGUAUGCAAUCCUAGAUGAAGGACACAAAAUUAGAAAUCCUAACUCUGAAAUUGCAAUAACGUGCAAAAAACUAAAGACACGCAAUCGUAUAAUAUUGUCUGGUACGCCUAUUCAAAACAAUCUGAAUGAAUUAUGGUCUUUGUUUGACUUCAUUCUUCCUGGAAAGCUCGGGACACUUCCUGUGUUUCAACAACAGUUUGUGAUGCCCAUUAAUAUGGGUGGCUAUGCGAAUGCAAGUAAUAUCCAGGUACAAACGGGGUAUAAAUGUGCAGUUACUCUGCGUGACAUAAUCUCGCCUUACCUACUUCGUAGGGUGAAGUCGGAUGUUGCAAAAGAUUUGCCUCAUAAGAAGGAAAUGGUACUAUUCUGCAAGUUAACACAAUAUCAGAGGAAUAAAUAUAUAGAGUUCCUCAAUUCUAAAGAACUAUCAGAAAUAAAGGGAGGGAAACGGCAUGUUUUAUAUGGUAUUGAUAUUCUUAGAAAGAUUUGCAACCAUCCAGAUAUAUUGGAUAAGGAUAAAUUAGAAGAUGAUGUAAGUUACGGAAAUCCUAAACGAUCAGGAAAGAUGCAAGUAGUGAAGCAAUUAUUGCUACUUUGGAAGGAUGAGGGUCAUAAGACUUUGCUAUUUACCCAAUCAAGACAGAUGCUAGACAUAUUAGAACAGUUUAUUUCUUAUAAGGAUCCUGAAAUGGAGAACAUCAACUACUUGAGAAUGGAUGGGACAACAAAUAUUUCCAAAAGACAAGAGUUGGUUGACCGUUUUAAUAAUGAAAACUAUGAUCUGUUUUUACUAACAACCAGAGUUGGUGGUUUAGGUGUAAAUUUGACGGGGGCUAACAGGAUUAUUAUUUUUGACCCAGAUUGGAACCCAUCUACAGAUAUGCAAGCAAGAGAGCGGGCUUGGAGAAUUGGUCAAAAACGAGAAGUUUCAAUUUACAGACUAAUGGUAUCUGGAUCCAUAGAGGAGAAAAUAUAUCAUAGGCAAAUAUUUAAGCAGUUCUUGACCAAUAAAAUUUUGAGUGACCCAAAACAAAAGCGAUUUUUCAAAAUGAACGAAUUACAUGAUUUGUUCUCUCUUGGUGGGGAUGAUGGAGUACUUAACGAGAGACUGACAGAAGAAGUACAAAAGCAUACUGCAAAUCUAAAGAAUUCGAAAACUACUGAGAGUGACGAUCUUGAACAGGUCGUACAAAUACAAGGGGUUUCUAAGCUUGAAGGCUUUUAUUCUGGUAAAGAACAAAAAGAGGCGUCGAAGAAUGAAGAUGAUAGACUGAUCGAAGGUUUAUUAGGCGGAGAAAGCAAUUUAGAAAAUGCGAAAACUCACGAAGAUAUGGUAACUUCACAUAUGAAAUCUGCUUCAACGUCUAAUCUAAUUACAAAAGAAGCGAAUAAGGUUGCAGCUGCUGCUUUAGAUGCUUUAAGAAAAUCUCGUAAGAGUACUAGAAAAUAUGAAAUAGGUACACCUACAUGGACUGGGAAAUUCGGUUCAGCUGGGAAAAUUAACAAAAGCAAAGGGAAACUAAGAAAACAAUUGGGGUCUUCACAGAUAUUGGCGAAUAUAAAGAGAGUUCAACAGGGCUCAGCUGCCCAAAAUGAUGCAUUAGCCAAAAUUAACAUAAAUAGGGAACUACUAGAAAGGAUCCAAGUGCACUUGAACAAACAGAUUGGCUUUUUCUCUUCAUCUGUAAAUAUUAUUGAGAAUAUAGGUUUAAAGCUAUCCGAGGAGGAGGAUGUAAUCAAAGCCAGAGCGUUACUGAAAACUGUCGCAACUUUUCAUAAGGAGAAGAGAGGCUGGAUUCUUAAUGAGGAAUUCAGGACUGGAUGA